Didymodactylos carnosus is the source of this 213-nucleotide messenger RNA. Lineage: Eukaryota; Metazoa; Rotifera; Eurotatoria; Philodinida; Philodinidae. The record is from the annotation of a GenBank genome assembly.
AUGACUUCCUCGAGAAAACCUCUUACUGAAGAAGAACUAGGACGAUAUGCAGAAGAUAUAAUGAGUGAAAGUAGUGAUGACUGUAUUCAGGAUCCAAAUUUUAAAUUAACGGAUAGCGACAAUGAAAGUGAAUUUUCGGAUAAUUCUGAAUCUGAGCCAAAUGUAGAGAACAGAGAAACUGAACUUACAUUUGAAACAGAAAAUGAUGGCUGA